Messenger RNA from Sorex fumeus (smoky shrew), 1387 nucleotides. RefSeq names its product surfeit locus protein 1. The transcript has 8 exons. Gene Ontology annotation, cellular component: membrane; mitochondrion. Gene Ontology annotation, biological process: mitochondrial respiratory chain complex IV assembly. The record is from RefSeq and is a predicted model, not a curated record. The coding region runs from base 16 to 906 and encodes 296 amino acids. Lineage: Eukaryota; Metazoa; Chordata; Mammalia; Eulipotyphla; Soricidae.
GUGCCCGCGAGCGCGAUGGCGGCGGCCGCUGCUCGGAUCCUGGGGCAGUGGGUGCGGCGCCGGCCGCCGUUGCUCGCGGCCGGUCGGUGUCCGCGGGCCCCGCACACAGGCCUGGCGUGGCUGCCGAGACGCAGCAGCAGCUCGGCCGCAGAGGCGCCCGCCGCCAAGGCCGAGGCCGAUCCGGCGCUGCGCUGGCUCCUGCUCGUCAUCCCUGUCACCGCCUUCGGCCUGGGCACCUGGCAGGUCCGGCGCCGGGAGUGGAAACUGAAGCUCAUCGCGGAGCUGGAGUCCCGGAUCAGGGCCGAGCCCGUGCCUCUCCCCGCUGACCCACUGGAACUGCAGAGCCUGGAGUACAGGCCCGUGAGGGUCCGGGGCCGCUUUGACCACUCCAAGGAGCUCUACAUGAUGCCUCGCACCCUGGUGGACCCCGCGCGGGAGGCCCGGGAGGCCCGGAGGCUCUCCUCCUCUGCUGAGACUGGGGCUUACGUCGUCACCCCCUUCCACUGCACCGAGCUGGGAAUCACCAUCCUGGUAAACAGAGGCUUCGUCCCCAGGAGGAAAGUGAACCCGGAGACUCGGCUGAAAGGCCAGAUUGAAGGAGAGCUGGACCUGGUUGGGGCAGUGAGGCUGACUGAAGUGAGGAAGCCUUUUGUUCCGGAGAACCUCCCAGAAAGAAACCAGUGGCACUACCGGGACGUGACAGCCAUGGCACAGCACGCAGGCACAGAGCCCAUCUUCAUUGAUGCUGACUUCCGGAGCACAGUGCCUGGAGGCCCCAUUGGGGGGCAGACCAGAGUGACACUGAGGAAUGAGCACCUGCAAUACAUCCUCACUUGGUAUGGCCUUUGCGCUGCCACAUCGUACCUGUGGUACCAGAAAUUCCUACGUCGGGCGCCCGGUGUGUGAUGGAGACCACUGAACAGCAUAUGCGGGGGAGCAGUAGGAACCCAUCCCAAAAGACUCCAAAGGAACAGACAACAGCUGAAGAAAACUUUUAUUAUGAUGUCUAUGUACAGACUGGAGCAUGGACCUCAGGGACCACAACUCAGCCCAAUUUGGUGGCCAGUUCUUUAGCCUUUGCCUUUUCCAGUUUGGCAAUGCGUGCCACAGACUUUGGACCCAAAAUAUUGCCGCCCCAGUGCCGCCGAAUCUGUAAAGACGGGUGCAGUAGUCAGCUGGGCCUGGUAGGAGGGGUGGGGGCGCUACAGGGAUGAACCCAGCCAGGAUAGAUCUUACCUCGUCAUAUCUGUCAUUGUAGUUGGUCCUGAUGGCUUCCACCAGCUUGGCCAGCGCUCCUUUGUCUUCCCUAAUAGAAAGGAGAGGGGACAGUCACUGGCCAGCCUCCCCCCUGCCACAAGCAAUAAAUUCCACUUCAUUUUGCCUCAGA